Toxoplasma gondii ME49 is the source of this 2813-nucleotide messenger RNA. Its product is annotated as phosphatidylinositol n-acetylglucosaminyltransferase. The transcript has 9 exons. Gene Ontology annotation, biological process: GPI anchor biosynthetic process. Lineage: Eukaryota; Apicomplexa; Conoidasida; Eucoccidiorida; Sarcocystidae. Gene Ontology annotation, cellular component: membrane; glycosylphosphatidylinositol-N-acetylglucosaminyltransferase (GPI-GnT) complex. The record is from RefSeq and is a predicted model, not a curated record. Bases 1047 to 2093 code for a protein of 348 amino acids.
AUCCUGGGCACUAUUUUGAGAGGUCUUCUGAACACUCCAAAGCAUCUUCCUCUCCUUCACGCCGUUUCUGACACAAACCGACGCGAAACUCGACAGUUUCCACUUUCUCGGGAGGCGACACUGUGGACGACAAACGCCACAACUGUCCGAAACUUCUGUGUACGCGUUUUUUCUCACAAGUAAAUCUCCUUUUAAGCCGUCUAUCUCGUUUCUGUCUUGUUUCCGGAACCACUUAGAAGGCCGACGAACCCCAGCAGUGUCCGCUCCAGACUCGAUCCUCGACAGAUCGCGUAUUUCAUGGUGUGUCUGUUACCAUCGUUAUGUCACCUUCUGUCGCUGCGUUUGAUGUCGAAGGCAUGAAUCUGACGGUGUGUCCCCGGAAAGUGUAACAAAGAGGAAUGCGUUCAGACGGUUCUCGUGUCUCACGACCGUUUUCUCUCACUCAUCUCCCUUCUCGCGUCCCGGCGCUGGCGGGGCAACGCCAGCCCUGCGGCGCCCUCCCUGUCCAAGUUCCCUCUUGAACCCUGUCCGUUCUUUGUAAUUUUCCGAAACCUCAAUUGGUUUUCGUUCGUACAGCCCAGCCCGCACUCCAGGAAGACGCGAGAACUUGCAGGCCUGUUUGUUUCUACGGGGUCCACGCUCAGAGCCUACUGCGGACGCCGGGUCGGACCGAAACAGACUGUUUCUGUCUCUCCGUCCUAGAUGCGUCACCCGUUUUCUGGGGACCUGCGCUCAUUACAGAGUGUCCUCCAAUACCUUGCGUGGUUCCCGAGCUGCGUGGAGGCGUCCGCGUCUGUUUUUAGCGCCGGCCGCUUUUCUCGAGAGCUAUGGAGCACCCCGAGGGCUGCGUCGGCAGCAGUCCGCGUGGGCGAGUCUCCGUGCAUGCGCCUUUCUGUACGUCCCUUCAGAGCUGGGGACUUUUUUGAAGGUGCAGUGUUUCUUGGUCACGCACCCAGUGAGUCGCAGUUUCUUCCUCUCGCCACUGCCUCUCUCUCUCUCAGUCGCCUCCAGCCUUCUCUCUGGACAACUCUCUGGACGCCGACGCGAUGACCUGCGCCCACCCACCUGCGGCUCUUGACGCCACCGACGACCCGCGCACAGCCGGGUUCCGUCGCCGGCAGAAACUGUCGGAGGAUCUGCUGCGGCUCUCUCGCUCGCGAAGGUAUUCAGACUGCCCGCCCCCCGGUCCUCUCCUCUCUGGCGGAGACAGACUUCCAGACGAGGUGCACCCGGCGCCCGCGCGCUGGGAGAAGGUCCUGUGGAGGCGCCAGGCGUAUCCGGACAACUACGUCGACGACAGUUUCCUCGACUCUCUCAUCUGCAAUGCCAACAUGCGCGCCUACGUGUACGCGGACCUCUGCCGUGCAACUGCUGCUGUCACGCAACACAUCAGUCUCUUGGUCGACUUCACCGUCGUCUACAUCAUGCUCGAGAAGAAACGAAUCUCGGUCGGUUCGCUCUUCGCUGUCGACCUCGCGCUUCUCUUCUUCGGAUUCGUCCUGCGGCUUCUCGCCGACGAGGCCCUCCACAAAACAUGGCGAGGGCUCUGGAGCAGUUUCGUCGGCAUGGGUUGUCUUAGGAUCCUUGCGCCGAUCCUUCGCACGCUCACCCAAACCUUCAGCGAGGACACCGUCGUCUGUCUCUCAGUUGUGAGCCUCCUGGUCCACACUGCGUUGACGGACUACUCCUAUAUCUACCGAAAUCCAGACAAAGUCGAUGAGUCUCUGCAGCGGGCGAUGAGCAUAAAUGCCGCGCUGCUGGCCAACGUCGUGCUCGCCUCGCGGCUCUCCUCUUCAACAGAAGUUUUUGCGGUGUUGAUCUUUGGAAUUGAGAUCUUCACCAUCAGCCCCAUGGCGAGGCGCAUUCUGUGGCAAAAGUAUCCAUGGGCGUUUGUCCACGUUUUUACGCCGACGCUCGUCCUCUCCACCGCACUGCUGCUCAGUCUGGAAGCCCCCGCUAGCAUCGUUCUUCUUUUUCUUUUUUCGAUUGUCUUCAUCACUUUCGUGGGGCCCUACUGGCUGAUCAGCUCGCAAAAGUACAAACAUGAGAUCAAAGGUCCGUGGGACGUGGCGGAGGUUCCAAACUACGCGUGAUGUCUCAAGAGGCACAGUGUUCCAGGAGAUGGAAGACUCGCGCGACUGCUUGGGAUAGUCACCUUCCGGCUGUGUUACGCUCCUGCGGGAAGUCGAUGGACAACGGCGCCAAAGAUAUGAGUGCUCAGUGCGGAAGGCAGGAGCGCUGGACUGUGACGCCCUUUGGAGAAGAGAGUCGGAAUGUCAUUUGUGUCAAUCGAGAAAACCUCGCGAUUCUGUUUUCCCCGUGGAGAAAAGAUGAAGCCCUCAAUCGGAUGGCUCGAGUUCUUCGCUUUUUUUACCGUUGCGUGUUUUACCGUUACGCGCGUCGAUGCGCGCAUGGUCAACUACUGGCAGGCUAGAGUUCCACAUUCAUCUGACGCAUGUUUUUUUUCUGCUCGUGUGUGGAGUCUCAAGGCGUGGGUGAAGAGACAAACGUUUCCCGGUCGCUCGUUCGCCCACCUUCACGCCAGUUCCAGUCCUGUGUGCGGGGACUGCUGGGCGGUGUGUCUUUCUCGAAGCGCUUCCACACAUUUUUUGUUGGCACAGUAUCGCCUUUUGUCAAAUGCCUUUUGUUGUCUCUCCGUAGUUUUUUCGAAGCUGUCCGGCAGAUGAACGGAUGCGAAAGAUUGCCGAAGAGUGCGCAGUGGCAGUGUCAUAGCCGUUUUCGUUCCCCAGAGUGUUCGAACCUAAGCAGGGAUCCAACGUUCUGCACAGACUAAAACCUUCCGUGGAGGCCAA